CGGGGAAAAUGGCGGUUACCAUGAAUUGAAAAGUGUUCACAACAAUUUUGAUGCUGUUUUCCUGUCUAAGGUUAAAAUGCGACCGGGGUUUGAGCCUCACCAUGUCUCAGCUGUGAAACCAUUUCAGCUGUCAACAUUAGCAUGUUUAGAAGAUCAGCCGGCUGGUGCUUUUUCCGGAGUGUCAAAAGAUGGCAAGUGUGGGUGGAUUGUGAGGGGAGCGUUGCUAGAGGUGGUUGAUGUCUCCACAGGUAAACGUCUGGCUGCCUGGCAGUUUGGGCGUAUCCUCAGUGAUGAACACACCAAUGUCACAUGCGUGGAGGAGUUUGGGGUGGGUCAGACAUUGAAGCUGCUUGUAGGAGUUUGUAAUGCCUCGCCAGUUGGCCUGCUGUGUGUAUUUGAUGUUUCUCUGUCCAAAGUGAUCAAAGCUGUUGAAAUACCACAUCCCGUUACAGAGGUUGAGGUAGUGUCUACAUACACAGCAAGCCACGUGCCAAGAUGGGCUCUCAGCGAACAUCUUCGUUAUUUCUGUGGACUCGUGGCUGUUGGAACUAACACAGGAAAAGUCUAUCUUGUUGACAUGUGUACAGAUGAUAGUGAAUUUUUCUCAGAUGAAGAAGUUCCAAGCAAACUACAUUUUAUCUCUCCACGUAUCAGAGACAUAGAGAACCAAAGGUUUCAUUGUAUGUCUCAAGGCCUACAUCUAGCUAUGACACUCAAUGAGAGUAUGAUAAACAGAAAUGGAUUUGAGUACCAAAAGCCAGAUGGACUGGUUAUGAAAACAUUCCGUACAGACUGUGUCACAGUUUCCUGUCUCAAGUACAUUCCUCAGACAGGUUUACUGGUUGUAGGUUUUAGCUUUGGCUGCUACCAGCUGUGGAAACUAAACAUUCCAGUUUUAGAGUACAGUAGUAGACUUGAGCCGGAACCCAUGCCAGUUACGCAUGUAACGUACCAGGAACCAGAAAAUGAUCCCAAAAAUUUCUGCUAUAUCUGGAUUGCCAGGGGACAGAAGGAGAAUGAAGAUCAGGGGUUGGAGUCUGUAAGCUGUAUAUCCAUGUAUCAGCUGGCCUUUAAUCACAAGAUUUAUUACAGUAACUAUGGUGUAUACUAUGAAGAACUGACAUCUGUUUGUCUUCGGUUGGAUCAUGAACUCACCUCCAAACUUGUACAGUUUGGUACAAAUUAUGACGGUGGAAGUCGUGUGGUCUCAUGCUACACGCUAAUGGAUCCACAUUAUCAAGCACCCACUAAAUUGGAUGAAAAUGAAUCAUUUGAAGAGAGUAGCCCAGGUCCAGACCUAAGUCUGUGUGUAUUUGUAUGGGAGGCGACAGAAGGAAACCUAUCCUCUAAAGUUGGACGUCAUCUUGCUAUAUUUGACAUCAACAGAUGGUAUCAUGCUCAGAUGCCUUCAUCAAUCAGAUAUGCAAGUGGAUCUACAGACACAUGUGCGUACUUUUGUUCAUGUCGACUAGACGAGGCAGCUGAGAGGGCAGGCAAUGACAGCUUGUUGAUGGUACAUGUGAGUGCAGACAGACUGAGGAAAUUCAGCAACAACUCCCCUGUUCCACCAGAUCAAUACUUCUACCCUGCUUCUCUAGCUUUCAAUGUUUCUUUGAUAUUUGAGACUGGAAUAGUUGAAGCCCAGUUCCUUGGUUCCCAGCGUCAGGUAUUGGCAAGUAUGGAGACAAAGGGACCCAGCACUCUCAUACAACCUCUAGAUCUCUAUAACCUGUGUGUACAUGUCGGCUUGCUACCUAGGCCUGUAGAUAUUGUAUCAAGCAAUCCAAAUAUGGUUGCUAAGAGAGAAUUACUGCUAGGUCUGGCACUAGAGUAUAACAUGAUCAGUUUCCUGAAGACAUGUGUCACAACCUGGGCAGCAGGAGAAUACGAGAAUCAAGGCUGUACAUUGAAGUUCUUGCUGGACUGGGCAUGGGAAAUGGUCUCCAGUACAAAACACAAGAUUGAUUCAAUCUGUGUUACCCUGUAUAACUACUCUGGGUUGAAUCUAGAUCAGCGUUCCCUGCAGACACUGGUGUUAUGUAAUCAACGACUUGCACACCUUGUGUCUCUCUUCAAGACAUUCCUUACACAGACUGGGCCUAUCACAGAGCAAGGAGAGGCGGAGUUACAGAGUAAGAUACUAGUGACCAGUCUGCUGUCACAACACCUCAGUGUAGUUCUCUGGUUUGUAGGAGCAGGACUUCUACCCGAGGAUGAUGACACUGAGGUAACUCUUGGUGGACUUUACUGUUACCCGGCAACCAGUCUGAUGACAGCUUACAAAAAUAGGAGAACCGAGCUGCAGAAUAUACAUAGUGAAGUAGAUGAGACAAACAUGCUGAUGAUAGACGGGCUGGUGGAGACAAUGGGUGUACAGGAUGUGUGGGAGAGAGAAGGAGGCACUGGUCUAUAUCCUCCACCUAGCUUACAUGCAUUGUUAUCAUCAUACCUGCUUGAGAACUGUGAUAUGCUGUCUAAACACUGCCUGGUUCUCUACCUACUCCUAGACUUGGUGUCUGUUGACAGCUCUGAUGAAAACGAAACAUUUUCAGAGAAAGUGAGUGGAUUUGCUCGUAGAUUCAACCUACCACAGACACUAGUGAAGUUAAUGCAGGCGUUCUGGUUGCUUGACCACAGAGAUUUUGAGGAAGCAUUAAGUUUGAUGUUGGACCCGAUGGUGAGGGCGGAGUUCAGCAGGUGGCAGCACAAGAGGAUUAUCAAGGCAUUGCUGUACCAAGGUGAUGCCAAGAUGGCCCUCAGGUACAUCACCAGCGUACAGCCUGCCCUGACAACACCGGAGGAGGUGAAACUGAAACUGACAGUUCUGCUGGCUAAUGAGUUGACAGCAGAAGCAUUGGAGUAUCAGAGGAUGUGUCGAGACAAGAACAACAUGAAUGAUCUACUCUCUCAUCUCUUCCUCGGCUGUCAACAAACUAAGACAGUUGGCAGAUUGUUACAGUUACCAUUAACCAAUGAGGAGGAGACAACUCUUGUAGACUAUCUGCUUGAAAGCUCGGAACCUCACUCGCAAGAGUUACUGGUCAUGCAUUAUCUACAGAGGGCAAGAUUUGUAGAGGCCAUACAGCUGAAUGAGAAAUUGAAACAUUCGGUUUUGACUGAGGCAAGCUCGAAGGCUCGGGAGAGGGCUGCUGCUCGUAAUGCUAUAGUUGACAGUUACGCUGGUAUUCUUCCUCAUGUUCAACGAAGACUAAUGUUUGAGCAAAUACAUGUACCCAAGAAAAAUAUACAGUGGAGACGGGAAGUACGUCGACCAACACCACUGUCAACAAAGGUUACAAAGAACAAGGCUAAAGCGAUGUCACAGUCAGCAUUUAUUAUGGCAAUCAUGGAGAAACUGGACGAAAUAGAAACUGAACAACCACAGACUGAAGUGUUUGAUAGAUCUGUAGGACCGUUCAUCUGUACUCCAGUUACACCUGCCAGAAGGUCACAGAGGGACACACCAGCAACAGUGUAUCCAGAAUCUGCCAGUAAUAUCAGUACAAGCGCUGGUCUUACACUCAACAAGUCAUUGACCAUGUUUAACAACACAGACACCCCAACUAAGGCAGGUGAUAGGACAAGUCGAUUUUUCUCUGCGAGUUGUUUGUCAAUGUUACAAACACCAUCAGUGAAGAGAGUUACACCCAAGAAGAAUAGAAUGUCCUCAACCAAUGCCAUCACUCCACAGUCUAUAUUGAAAGUGCGUAACAUGAUAGCAACAACAUCUCCCAGUCCACACAGUGCCAGCACCACACCAAACUCACAAGAACUGGAAGGCAGUAGUAAGAAAUUGCCAAGGAAACUAGGAUAUGGUGCAGGCACCACACCACUGUCAAGUAUACCUCGUCAUUUGGCAGGGGAGAGAAGUCAGCCAGGAUCACAGGCUUCAUCACCAAAGUCUGUAUCUUUCCUUGAACCUUCCUCGCCAGAGGUCCAGCCAGUAAUCACCCCAAGACAGAGCCGCGUGUCACAGCCAACCACCCCCAAAUUUGUCUCAUUUUUGGAUAAAUCUAUGCAGUCAGCUUCCAAACUACAGCCCCUGUCUACUCCUAAACAGCUUCGGUUUUCACAGUUAGAGAUAUCAAGGCUUCAGGGAUCCUCAAAGCAAGCCUUGCCCAAGUCUCCGACACAAGAAAGUCCAAGAUCCGUCAGAGAUAGAAGUCCAACACCUGAGAGCAGUGAAAAGUCUCCCAAGUUCGCUGACAACCUCGAUCAGUUACAGAGACGUCCCCUCCACACUCCACCUAAAGAUCAGCCAGUAGAUGCACCAGCUGAAGAAGAAAAUCCACCAACUGAAACAGAAGAUGAUCUUGUACUACGUUUAGAGCAAAGUGAUGAUGAUAUCAGUGAUGAGGAAGUUGAAGAGAUGGAAGAGAGUUACACAUCUGGCAUUGCCUCGUCUGUGUCAGGAGAUGUUUCCAUAUCCUCCGUAGCUACAGUCAGGGAGCAGAUCGAUCAGCCAGAUUCUCCUCUUGCUCUCAGUCCUCAAAAAUCCCCAACAAAAUAUCCAUCCUCACCAACAGUCAAAGUUUCAAAAUCACCAGUAUCUGUGUUCACUUCUUCUACUGAGCAUGCUCAGUCAGAAAUUACAUCAACUGAGCAUGCUCAGACUGGUUCUUUGCCUGAAAAUGUUGAUGAUCAGACUGGGUCACAGGAUGUUCAUAUUGAUUUAACAGCAGAAGAUGAAAUGGAAGUUGAACAGUCAGAAAAAGAUAUAGAACAAAUUGAUGUUAAAAACACUACAGAAAUAUUUGAAGAGUAUGAGGAGAUAAAUCCUCCAGCUGAAAUAGAAGAAAUGGAGACUGUGUCAUCAAGUGCUGAUGAAGCACCUUUAAACCAGUCUGUGAAACAGGAAGUUGUAGAUGAGCCUUUCACAGCUCCACCUGAACCAGUCCGACACUUAGAGCCACCAGCACCACCUGUUGGUGGCAGUGAAGAUCAGGGUUCUCCAUUGUCAGUAAAGAGUCUGAGUCCACCAGCACAACAGAAGAGUCCUGUUUUCAAAAUGAAAGACUCACCGCCAGACUCUGACUAUGGUGUACAGUCAACUUCAGUUGAGAGUGAUCUCUUGAAAAAAUCUUCCCCAGCAUUUAUAGAUAACAUUAUGACUGAAAUAAAUGAUAAAUUUGGCGAAUCGCCAAUAACUGAAGAGACUGAUCUUAAAUACAAAGCUAAGUUGGAAUCUGAGGAUGAAAAUACAGAACAUAGAAAGACCACUAGAACAAGACGGAAAUUUGAUUUGUCCCCAGUAAAGAUGGAGCAGGAGCCAACAACCUCGUCCAUGGGAACAGGGCAUGAAGAGGCAGAGUUACCUGUUCAUUCUGAAGCUCCAGUAACCCCCACUAGGUCCUCACGAAGGGCCAAAAAGUUAGGGAGUGAUGAAGAAGAAGCAUUGACACCAAGUCGCUCUACAAGAGGUAGACAGAAGAAAGAGGCAGAGGCUUCGCCAUCACGGCAACAAGAAGCUGUGACUCCGACAAGGUCAUUACGUCACCGUCAGAAAAAGGAAGCUGAGACACCAACUCGUGAGGCAAAACAUACAGAGGAAAUUGUGACACCUAGCAGGUCAUCUAGAAGAAAAACGCUGAAAACUGAAGCAAAGCCUGAGGAAAAUUUGGUAGAAGUUACAGCAAAGUCACCAAAACCGUUCAGUCCAAAGGCCAGAGAAGCAGUGCAGGAGUCUCUUAUACAGAUAUCAGAAGAGUUGAAGGAAAGAAUGGCAUCACCACCUGGCAAGAUGACCAGAUUAAAAGAUAAAGCUGCAACUUCGCCAGCCAGAACACCAACACGAUCAAGAAGAGGUGAUAAAGAAGUGCUUACUCCAACCAGAAUGUCUACAAGGUUAGGAAGUAGGAGCGAAGACACAGACAAUGAUGAAAAUGCUCCUGUGACACCUGGUAGAUCAGACAGGAGCCAGACAACUAAAGGUGUUUCACCUGCAAAGAAAUCUAAAAAAGCUGCUACCCCUAAACGAGGUCAAAAGAAAAAAGAGGAUGCAGAAUUAAACUCUCCAGCUAAAAAUAAAAAUGACAAUAGAUCAGUUUCCCCAUCAGGGGAGGAGAAAGAAAUUGUUCAAAGUGCUCAUAUUAAAAGAACUCCAACUAGGGGACGGCGUAAACAAGAGGAAUCCAUCAUAGAAGUCAUAUCCACUGUUGAACCAAAUACACCAUUAAGGAAGUCAAAGGGGCAAGAAGAACAUACUGCUGAAUCCAGAAGAGAUAGUUUUGGUAGAUCUGAAAUUCCAGUAGAAUUUGAAGAUAUAGAAAAUGUAGAAAAUACACCUUCCAGAAGGGAAACAUUAUCGCGAUCAUGUAAAAAAAGUGUAAUAGACAAUGAAAUUGCAAAAACUCCUACACGGCGCCGAAGUUUGGGACGUGAAGUAGACAGUAGUGAAAUAAGUACAAAAACUCCACCACGUCGACGGAGCUUAGGUCGCGAUUCUAAUAUCAGUGAAGAAUUCAAAAGUGAAAAAGUAACUACACGUCGACAAAGUUUAGGUCGUGAUAGUAAGUUGAAUGAAGAAUUAGUCAGUGUGAAAACUCCAACACGUAGACAAAGUUUAGGUCGUACUGAUAGAUUAAAAGAUGAAAAAAUGUCAGAAGAAGAUGCUCAAAAGGAAAUAAAAUCAGAGGAAACUGAAAAGCAGACACCAUCUAGAAGAGGUCGCCAAAAGAAAACUGAAGAAUCUGUGAAUGAAACAGAGAAUGACGCUAAGGUGAAAACACCUCGAAGGGGACGGGGGAAAAAAGUGCAGUCGGAAUCGGAAGAAAAACUUGCAGAUACGAAACAGGAAGAAUCUAAAAAUAAGAGAAGAAAACAAGAAGACAGUGGAUCUCCAGCAGCUCAUACAAGAAGUCAUGAUACAGAUAAGAAAAGUGGAGAUCUUUCCACAGCUACAGAUGUGUAUGAUAUACAAAGUAGCAGUUUCCAGUUCUCUAAUCCUAUGCUAGUGGAUACACCAGAUUCAGAAGCGCCAAAGCCAUUUACACCGAUGAAGUCGUUUAUUUUCUCGCCACCCAUCAGUCAUACACGAUCUGUGAUCAAGGAGGAAGCAGAGAAAGGAAUACUCCUGCCCCCAGGACCAGCCGUUAAACAAGUUACAGAGGAUCAAGAUACUAAACCAGAGAAAAAGACCAAAAGAAAAACAAAAAGGUUAUACAAGGAGAGAGAGGAAAUUUUGCUGAUAAGCCCUAUGCAGGGGGAAAGUGAUUCUGGCGAGGAGGGGCGGGGCAUCAUGACCCGCACAACACGUGCAGCAUCAAAGAAAGUACAAACUAAGAAAGACGGCACAAAACUUCUGCUACAAAGUUUGCCAGGUGUAGGACGUAGAACAAGGACAAGCCAUAGGUUUGGACCUGUUGGACAGAAAAAAUCAGAAAAGUGAUUAACAUAUGUGUUCAUAUAUUUUAAGGAAAAUUUCAAUUGAGUAAAUUGAUUAUUGAUUUCGUAAGAGCUCAAAGAUCGUUUAUGCGUAAUUUUCCAUUUUUAACGAGUUUGACUGAAAAUUUAUACUCCAGUUCAAAGAUAACUACUGUCAAGAAAUUAGGCUAUGUGAGACAGGAAGAAGUUGUGAGAUAUUGAAUGUCUAUUGACAUGUGCAUUAAAUGCUUACAAUAAUGAUAGAAAGGGAAUGAUUAAUUUAUUCAGUGUUUAUUGUGUAAAAAGAAAAGUAAUAGUCUGAUAAAUUAAUUACUUCUUGAAUUGGUAAUAAUUGUUAAUAAUUCUAUUUCGAAAUUUGAUAUGCAUCCACUAGCUAAAUUAAAAGCAUUAAUAUAGAGCAGCAAAUUGUAUUGUAUUCAAUAGAUGACAUUCAAAAAUAACUUUAGAAAACAUUUUGUUUCACUGCCACAUUUUACAGAUAUUAAUGUUUUCUUUUGUAUUCACAGAUAUAUUUCAGUACAGAUUACUUUACAUCAGGGUGCUCACGUUUUGUAUUAGAAUUGUUAAAUGUCAUUGUUAAUUAUCAUGAUUGCUUUUUGGAAAUAAAAUAAUAUAUCUUGCUUCU
Messenger RNA from Mercenaria mercenaria, 8008 nucleotides. RefSeq names its product protein ELYS-like. The record is from RefSeq and is a predicted model, not a curated record. Bases 77 to 7387 code for a protein of 2436 amino acids. NCBI's taxonomy places the organism in Eukaryota, Metazoa, Mollusca, Bivalvia, Venerida, Veneridae. The transcript has 36 exons.